Messenger RNA from Cyphomyrmex costatus, 1022 nucleotides. RefSeq names its product leucine-rich repeat extensin-like protein 3. Gene Ontology annotation, molecular function: structural constituent of chitin-based larval cuticle. Gene Ontology annotation, cellular component: chitin-based extracellular matrix. NCBI's taxonomy places the organism in Eukaryota, Metazoa, Arthropoda, Insecta, Hymenoptera, Formicidae. The coding region runs from base 27 to 635 and encodes 202 amino acids. The record is from RefSeq and is a predicted model, not a curated record. The transcript has 3 exons. Gene Ontology annotation, biological process: chitin-based cuticle development.
CCUCCGGCGUACACGUGGGAGAGAAAAUGCGGACCACCGCGAGCACGAUUUUUGCGAUCGUCUGCUCGUCGAUCGCGCUGACGGUCGCGAAACCGGCGCCGGAGCCACCGGUGAGUUCAUACUUUCCACCCUCUGGAGGUGGUGGUGGUGGUGGUGGUGGUGGUGGCGGCGGCGGCGGCUACGGGCCGCCAGCUCCAGCUUACGGCCCCCCACAGCAAAACCCGGUGAUCCACAAGCACGUGUACGUCCACGUGCCGCCGCCAGAAGCGCCGGAGUACAAAGCGCCCAAGCAUGUGCCGCAACCACAGCCGCCACAGAAACACUACAAGAUAGUGUUCAUCAAGGCGCCAACUCCGCCGACGCCGACCGCGCCGCAACUGCCACCGCUGCCGCAGCAAGAUGAGGAGAAGACGUUGAUCUAUGUCCUGGUGAAGAAACCCGAAGAGGCGCCCGAGGUCGUGUUGCCGACACAGGCACCGACACAGCCCAGCAAACCUGAGGUCUACUUUAUCCGCUACAAAACUCAGAAGGAGCAAGGUGGCGGUGAAUAUGGGCCACCGGGGCAACAACCGGGGCAGCCCAUCGAUAGUUACGGAGCACCACAUCCGGGUCCGGGCCCCAGUGGACCAUAUUAGGCUCAUCGCACGAGCGCACCCUCACCAUCCUCGAGACUUCCGGCACAUUUUACGGAGACAAAUCUUUAACGGUGAUUACUCUCGCGGCCGUUUCGCGAUACGUGAGCGCGAACGCGCAAGCCCGGAUGGAUCUUAAUAAUUUUAGGAGGGAUGUAUAUAUCGCCUGUAUCUCGUAAGAUAGGCCGCAUGGUGUUUUAAAGGUGCUUAAAAGGCAGACGCUUCGUGUUGCUAAAGCCUAUGAUGUCGCUCGCGCACACACAUACUAUACAUUCACAUACACACUCACACAUACGCAUACAUAACACGUUCUUGAACGACCGAGUACGUUUGUCGGGGUUUUCUGUUGAAAUAUGAAAAAAAAAAGAAAAAAUUUUUAAUAUUUUUAUA